Molecule: messenger RNA, 1323 nt
Organism: Python bivittatus (Burmese python)
Lineage: Eukaryota; Metazoa; Chordata; Lepidosauria; Squamata; Pythonidae
Gene: PTGES3L
Product: prostaglandin E synthase 3 like
Biological process (GO): protein folding; chaperone-mediated protein complex assembly
Cellular component (GO): cytosol; nucleus
Molecular function (GO): Hsp90 protein binding; protein-folding chaperone binding
Source: RefSeq, a predicted model, not a curated record
GAGGGGGAGCCUCUGAAUUUAGCUCCGCCUGGCCGGAGGGGAAUCAAGUAGGCCCGUCUGCCUGCCAGGGAAGGGAGCCAGGGGGACACGGAGCACAAUAAGCGGCAGCCCUCAUGGCAAGACAACCAGCCAAGACCCUGUGGUAUGACCGUCCACGGUAUGUAUUUCUUGAAUUCUGUGUGGAAGACAGCAAGGAUGUAAAAGUGGACCUUGAUGAUUACAAGGUGAUAUUCAGCUGUAAGAAUACUGAUGGCAUUGAAAUGUACAACGAGAUUCACUUUUAUGCCCGAGUGAAUUCCAAGGAUUCCCAAAAUAAACGCUCAGGCAGGUCCAUCACACUCUUUACACGCAAAUGGAAGGACAAAGUGCCCUGGCCACGACUCACCAAAGAAGACUUCAAGCCAGCUUGGCUGUCGGUGGACUUUGAUAACUGGAGAGAUUGGGAAGGAGAUGAAGAGCUGGAAGCAGCCAUGGUUGAACAAUAUGCAGAGCUCAUGCAAAAGGUCACCAAGAAAGAUCCACCCCCAGCCAUGGAUGAUCUUGAUGAUGACAUCUGAAAAGGCACACAUCCCUGAUAGGACUGAUACCAAAGUAUGCUACAGCUACCAUCAGCAGUGACAUGGGACUAGGGAAUGCACUGGCUAAGGCCUGGGACAAGGAAGCAGAUGGUACACCUGAUCUGGCAAAGUGUUUCAGUUGCAUGUAUAUUUUCAAAUGAGUGUGAAAUGACUGCAGCAGAAUUUUACUGGACUGCUUACCUCAAUAAACAAUUCUUUGCACCAAAUCUGGAGGUGGAGUUGGUCCUAAAGACCCUGCAGAGUUGCUAUAAUCCAUUCUCUAUCAAUGUCUUCAUCCCAUUUAUGAGGCACUGCCCUGCCUUUUUUCUGACCGCAUGCAAAAGCACCAUUGUAGUUGAAGCAAGAGAGAAGAAAAAGUUGAAAAAGAUGUAAUUGCCGUAUUCAUCUCCAGAAUUGUCAGGCUUUACAACUGUUAUCCAAGACAUUAUUAUGUGGGAUGUUACUUUUAACUCUCAUAUAGGACUAUCUCUUUGGCGACACUUAUUGCUGGAUGAGCAACAUAGCAGCCAGGCCUCCUGCCUUCAGCUUAGAAGAGUAAAUGCAGGGCAAGGCUUAUGUCAAGUGCUGGCUAGUUCUAUUCUGAUUUUGAUGUCCUCAUUUCUCCUAGCCUCUCUGACCCUACAUCUUCCUUCAUCAUGUCCCCAGAGUCUCACUGCAGGUUUCUUUCUUCUCAGAGAUGACAAACGUAAAAACAGCAUGUUAGCAAUGUAUUUCCCAAUAAAUUUUGUUAAUCUGACCCUCUUGC